Messenger RNA from Mugil cephalus (flathead mullet), 1187 nucleotides. Its product is annotated as odorant receptor 131-2-like. The record is from RefSeq and is a predicted model, not a curated record. The transcript has a single exon. Gene Ontology annotation, molecular function: G protein-coupled receptor activity. NCBI's taxonomy places the organism in Eukaryota, Metazoa, Chordata, Actinopteri, Mugiliformes, Mugilidae. The coding region runs from base 145 to 1107 and encodes 320 amino acids. Gene Ontology annotation, biological process: G protein-coupled receptor signaling pathway. Gene Ontology annotation, cellular component: membrane.
UACAGAGCUCAUAAACAGUGUUGGAUGGAAACAAACCCAGCGACUCCACAUCUCUGCCGAUCCCGGAUCUAAAUAGUCGGACUACGAACAGCAACAUCUUCUUUGUGGUUUCUUUUACAUCAGGAAGUUGACUGCUUCUCUAAAAUGUCCAGUGGAAACCAAUCUGUGUCUAAUGUUACUUCUGAGCUGCAGUAUCAGGGUGUGUUGGAGAGACUGUUGUUUUCCAUGUUGACUACAGUUUCAUGCUGUGUCUUUCUCUUCAUUAACGGGACCAUGUUGUUUGUGUUGAGGAGUAAACCGGUGUUCAGGGAGACCUGCCGCUACGUUCUGCUGUACAACCUCCUCGUUGCAGAUACUGUACAGUUGGCACUGAGCCAAACACUUUACGUGGUCGCAGCUUGUAGAGUGAUGCUGUCGUAUCCUGUUUGUGGUGUUCUCACCUUUCUUGCCAGACUCACAUUUGUGAUCUCUCCUCUGACUCUGGUGGUGAUGUCUCUGGAGAGGUAUGUAGCCGUGUGCUACCCACUCAAACAUGCUACCAUCAUCACGGUCAGAAACACAGGGCUGGCUAUCGUCCUAGUCUGGGCCUUCAGUUCACUAAAUAUAAUCAUUCGAGUGGUUUUGCUCUUACAGUUUCCUUUUGAAGACCUCCAUAGUCUGCAGAUGAAAGACUUCUGUUCUGGCGUAGUUAUGCGUCUUGGGUCAGGUUCUGCUGAUUAUGACGAAGGUUUUACUUGUUUGGUGUUUGUGUCAGUCAGCGUGGUCAUUGUGUCCACGUACGUCAGUGUGACGCUAGCAGCCAGGUCGGCCUCCACCGACAAAGCUUCGACCCAAAAAGCUCGUAACACUCUGCUUCUGCACCUGGUUCAGCUGGGCCUCAGUCUCUCUUCAACCUUGUACAUCCCGUUACUCACGGUUCUGUACAGAAUUACGAGGAUAAUAUUUGUACGCAUCCAGAAUGUUUUAUAUAUGUUCAUUGUCAUCUUCCCCAGAUGUCUGAGCUCUUUCAUUUAUGGCAUCAGAGACCAGAGCAUCAGACCCGUCCUCAUGCACCAUCUCUGCUGUCAACUCAAAGUUGGUUUGGUCCGGCCGGGGCGGUCACCCUGAGCUCUUCAUGCACUUGUAAAUGACGUCUAUACUCGAUUUCAAAAACCCUCAAGUUUCCUAUUGUUGUACAACAAAACUAA